Molecule: messenger RNA, 740 nt
Organism: Ananas comosus (pineapple)
Lineage: Eukaryota; Viridiplantae; Streptophyta; Magnoliopsida; Poales; Bromeliaceae
Exons: 2
Coding region: 29-616 (195 amino acids)
Biological process (GO): microtubule-based process
Cellular component (GO): dynein complex
Molecular function (GO): dynein intermediate chain binding; dynein light intermediate chain binding
Source: RefSeq, a predicted model, not a curated record
AUAUACAUGUGCACGUAUAUUCUGCCGAAUGCAACGUCUCGAUCGAUCAAGAAAUCUGCGCUUGCUUUGCGCUAACAGUAAACACCAAACAGCGGUGGUGAUGAUGGGAUCUCAUCACAGGUCGAAGACAGGGGGGCUCUUCGGCAGAUGCAACGCGAUCGAGAAAGAGAUGAGGCGACACUCCGUGAGCGACGCGAAGCCCGCAAUGCAAGAGGGGUGUCUUGAGAAGCUGAGGGUCCACGUGCUCACGGCAGGCCAAGGGGAUCGCAACAACUUCGUGCCGGGGAGGAAGUCGUUGCCGCAUAUCGAGACGAACGCAGCGGACGUUGCUGCGGUGCUGAGGGUGAAGGUGGUGGCGGCCGACAUGCCGCCCUUCAUGCAACUGCACGCGUUCCGAUGCGCCAGGCGGGCCUACGACACCCUCGACAAGUUCAGCUCCAGGCAGAUGGCCCACGACAUCAAGAAGGAGUUCGACAAAGCAUACGGGGCGACAUGGCAUUGCAUUGUAGGGACGAGCUUUGGAUCAUUCGUGACGCAUUCAAAUGGUUGCUUCCUUUACUUUUCAAUGGACAAAAUACUUGUCCUGUUGUACAAGACCAAGAUCCGCAGAGCGUAGAUGUCUAAAGAUGCACGCCACGGAAAAGAUAAUGUUUAUAGAUGGGGAAAAUUAAUUUUCUCAGCGAGUUUGUAUAUCCAAACAGUGGUUAAAUAAUGAGAUCAGCAGAACAUGUAGAACUUCA